Vombatus ursinus (common wombat) is the source of this 3470-nucleotide messenger RNA. It is a transcript of the gene TMEM135, whose product is annotated as transmembrane protein 135. The record is from RefSeq and is a predicted model, not a curated record. The transcript is spliced from 15 exons. NCBI's taxonomy places the organism in Eukaryota, Metazoa, Chordata, Mammalia, Diprotodontia, Vombatidae. Bases 138 to 1514 code for a protein of 458 amino acids.
CUCCAUUCCGCACCUCCGCGAGCCGGCGGGGCUGGGCGGCUGUUGGGUUCUAGUUUCCCUCCCCCUCCCUCCCUCCCUCUCUCCGGCCCUCUCCCCCGCCCCCACCCUGCCCCCCUUCCCCGACGGUGCUUCCAGACAUGGCGGCGUUCAGCAAGUCAAUCCCUCACAACUGCUAUGAAAUCGGCCACACUUGGCACCCGUCCUGCAGGGUCUCCUUCAUCCAGAUCACCAGGGGCGCCCUGGAGGAGUCUUUGAAGAUCUAUGCGCCCCUGUACCUGAUUGCAGCGAUUCUCCGGAAACGAAAACUAGAGUAUUACUUACACAAACUACUACCUGAGAUCAUACAAUCCGCUUCAUUUCUGACUGCUAAUGGAGCCUUAUAUAUGGCUUUCUUUUGCAUUUUAAGGAGGAUACUUGGAAAAUUCUUCUCCUGGAGUCCUGGCUUUGGUGCUGCUUUACCAGCUUCUUAUGUGGCUAUUCUUAUUGAAAGAAAAAGCAGGAGAGGUCUGCUAACAAUUUAUAUGGCCAACUUGGCCACAGAAACAUUGUUUAGAAUGGGAGUAGCAAGAGGAACCAUUACAACUUUGAGAAAUGGAGAAGUUCUUUUGUUCUGCAUCACAGCUGCCAUGUACAUGUUCUUUUUCAGGUGCAAAGAUGGUUUAAAAGGAUUCACUUUCUCUGCACUUAGAUUCAUUGUAGGGAAGGAAGAAAUUCCCACACAUUCAUAUUCGCCAGAGGCAGCAUAUGCAAAAGUGGAACAAAAGAGAGAGAAGCAUGAGGAGAAAUCAAGAAGAAUGACCAUAAUUACUCUAGCCAGGAAACUUGUGGAUUCAGUAUGCAAGCAUGGACCAAGGCAUAGAUGUUGCAAACACUAUGAAGAUAACUGCAUAUCUUACUGCUUAAAAGGCUUUAUCAGAAUGUUUAGUGUUGGUUACUUGAUUCAAUGCUGCCUUCGAAUUCCCUCAGCAUUCAGGCAUCUGUUUACACAACCAUCCCGGCUACUUUCUCUCUUCUAUAACAAGGAAAACUUUCAACUUGGAGCUUUUCUUGGCUCUUUUGUUAGUAUAUAUAAGGGUACUAGUUGCUUCCUUCGCUGGGUGAGAAACCUGGAUGAUGAACUGCAUGCAAUUAUAGCUGGGUUUUUGGCAGGUGUAUCAAUGAUGUUUUACAAAAGCACGACAAUCUCCAUGUAUUUGGCCUCCAAACUCGUAGAGACCAUGUAUUUCAAAGGCAUUGAAGCAGGAAAAGUUCCUUAUUUCCCUCAUGCAGAUACCAUCAUAUACUCCAUCUCCACAGCAAUUUGUUUUCAGGCAGCUGUCAUGGAAGUUCAGACCUUGCGACCAUCUUACUGGAAAUUUCUUUUAAGGAUCACCAAGGGCAAGUUUGCAGUCAUAAACAGAAAAGUCCUUGAUGUAUUUGGUACUGAUGCAUCUAAGUACUUCCAGGAUUUCACACCCCAGUUGGAUCCAAGAUAUACUACUGUGAUACCAGACCUACCCAUGGAGCUUUCUUGAAGAUUAUUCCUUAUUAUGACUAAAUGUGAUUAUCAUUUUCAUCUGAAAAGUUAAUUGAGUUGGACAGAAAGAAGAGGGCCCAUGUUCCACUUCAGUGUUAUUUCAAUGAGAAAUGCUUUUUAUUGAUCAUAAAUACUGAAGCUUUUUAGGAAGGUGUUGCUUAAUAAUUAAGCUCCCUCCAUAGCCAGAAUAUGAUUGUGGAUCAUUUUAGUAUUUGACAGUAUGGUAGAGUCUUGAUUAAAUUAUGUCCAUGAGAAUGGUAAAUGAUCUCAAGAGAAAUGAAAUGACAUAAAAUAUGCUUAAAAUAAUACUUUAAAAUAUAUCUUUAGUUCAUUCCAGUAUACUUCUUGGUGAGCCUAAGAAUAGUUCCACAUUUGAGAAUUUAUAAAGGAUCACGAGUACACAAAUUUGAUCUAUUGUAUUUUGGUUUAAGUUUUCAUUUGGCAACUGUGAUGGUGAAUGCCUCAUAUUUAAGAUAAUUUCAAAAACUGCUACUUGGUCGCUAAUUUAAGGGAAAACAAUAGCCAUUUUGUUUCAGGGUUGCAGAGGUAUCUUUUACCAUAUGAUUAAAUAUGGCAGUAACAUCAUUUUUAAAGCUCUGUUGUUAACACUGAUAACUUCACCCUUCCUGAUGAUAAGAUGGGCCAUUUGGCAGUCUAGUUAACACAUGAUCCACAUGGAAGGAAAUCAGUUUGUCAAGUGGAAAUUGUCAUAUCUGAGAAAGCUGAAAUGCAGUGUUUAAAUAUUUAUGGAAGCAUUGCAAGUGAGCACUAAAGAAGUUACCUUUAAAAGUACCAGCUUCCUGUAGAUUAAUUGCACUCAAAUUUGUUAAUAAGGAUUGUAUUCUUCAGAGCUAGGUUUUAAUGCCGUUGCUGUUCCAGAAGGGAUCAAAAUAUUGUGGAGCAGUCCUCUAAGAAAAUCAGCUUAAGCAAAUUCUUAAAGCCAUGUUUGUUCACGUUCAAGUGUGUCACACAGGCAGCGAGUUGUUUUAUAUUGAUAAUGACAGCUACUGACAACAUGAAAUGCCACUGGUUGUAAAAAAAAUCAGUUUCAUGACAAAUUUGCUUCAGAUUUUGUACUGCCUUUUUCCCAUUGUCACCAUGUUUUUCUGUGUUAGAAUAAAGUAGUGACAAAAUAUAGUCACUGCUAAUUAUGAAAGUUAGUUCAGAACAGCUGUGGCUGAAAUAGGAUCACUCCUUAGAGCUUUUCAGGGAAAAGUUGUACUUUUCUAAGCUAAUAAAGCUUGGACACUUGUGAUGACUGCUGUGAAUGGAACAUAUAAUAAGAAUGACUAUAUUUUUUUAAUACAAUUUAGUUGCUGAAAAGUUUGUAGCCCACUGUAAGUUAAUUAUGGAGUAGAACCUGUGUUGCAACUGGAAUUGUAACCCUGCCUUUAAAAUACUUAAUCCCACAUAUUCGGUUUCAUAAAGCCUGUAACUCCAUCCUCUGUUGUUAUGGCAAACUGAGACCCAACAGAAAUCAAGGCAUUGAUGGUAACAUAGUAGAGAUCUACAUUGGUUUCAUCUAAAUACUUUGCUUUGAUUAACUCUGUAGAGCUGACAUGUGCCAUCAGGACAUGUUAGUAAGAGAUUGUGCCAGUUUCUGACUCCAAAUUGUAUUAACAUAGUUUUAAAGUUUUUCCUCAUUGGAAUCAACAAAAUGAUAGGCUCCGUAUUAGGAGUUUAAAACUAUUAUGCAUUGCAAUAACCAAGAAAUAUUGCUGUCUGCAUCUCUUAUUUCUUUCAUUCAGAAACGUUGGUUAUAAUGCUUUUUUUGUCAUGUAAAAAUAAAAUCCUUUUGAUCCAUAAGUUAUUUUCAUUGAUAUAAAAAGCUCAUUUGUUGGAAUGACUUAAGCCCUACUGUAAUUUUCUUUCUGAGAUUCUAGAGUAAAAUAUUUGCUGCUUGUAAAGAUUCAACUCUUCGAUUUACUUUUAUUAAUAAAAACUGGUAAAUAGC